Molecule: messenger RNA, 2172 nt
Organism: Megalopta genalis
Lineage: Eukaryota; Metazoa; Arthropoda; Insecta; Hymenoptera; Halictidae
Source: RefSeq, a predicted model, not a curated record
UACUAAAAUAUUGAAUUCCAUCCUCUGCUAUCAACCGAAACGACAUCAGUUCAAAACGUUGCAUGCAUUUAAUGACAAAAAUCACGUUCCUGUAGUAAGACGACGUACUCUCGAAGUAAUUUUUAAACUUCUAAUUCUACAUUAUAUUUCAUAUUAAUCGGAGAAUCGUACUUCCAUUAAAACAUGGAUGGAAGAAAAAUGUCAACGGCGGGGGAUUCCCUGUACCAGAUAUUAGAGAUUUCAAAAACUGCCACACCAGAGGAAGUUAAGAAGGCUUAUAAAAAAUUAGCAUUAAAAUAUCAUCCGGAUAAAAAUCCGAAUAACCCAGAAGCUGCAGACAAGUUUAAAGAAAUAAAUAGAGCGCAUACUAUAUUAACAGAUUUGACAAAACGUAACAUAUACGACAACUAUGGAUCUCUUGGAUUAUAUGUUGGUGAACAAUUUGGUGAAGACAAUGUUAAUGCUUACUUUGUUGUUACUUCUGGAUGGUGCAAGGCACUCGUCGUAUUUUGUAGUUUGAUAACUGCAUGUUUCUGCUGCUGUUGUUGCUGCUGUUGCUGCAACUUUUGCUGCGGCAAAUGCAAACCAACACCGCCAGAGUGCAGUGGAGCAUACCACAAUCUUCCGCGGGCCCAGAAUCCAGAGGGUGAUGUCGUGACGAAUCAACCGAGAAGCCAGAACAAGGAGUAUGAAUUCGACGAUGAAUGUUACACGUGUCAACCACAAGCUGGCCAACAACAGCAAAACAAUACCACAAAUCAGCCAAUCUUCGCCAUGCCGCCGCCGAGCAGCGCAGCCGUCGACGAGAAUACAAACCUAAACAGCGGUGCUGAGAAAAAAGUUAUUUACACGACCGGUAUUACCAGCACUUAAAUAUUAACGCACAUUAUUUAUCUGAGUACCGUUAUUAUUUUCCUUAAUCAGUUCGAUCUUUAUUUGCGAACCCUUUUACAUUUUCUUCCCUUAUACUGUUGCUUCUCUCUGAUUUUUGCAUCCCCCGCGAUGCGUUGUUAAGACACGUGCCACGUGGAGCAUGCGUGACUACGGUGUCGUAGACAGUAAGCUUACCACCAUCGUUCUCGAAGUUAAUAUUGCAACAAUGCUAGUUCAAGUUUUACAUUGUUCAAUGCCAUGAUCGCACUGCUAGAUCAGUUGCGUUGAAAACGAUCUUAUAGAUCAUUCGAGAAAGAGAAAAAAGAGAGGAGGACAGGUGGACAAAGAGAAAUAGACACACAAAGAGAACCGUAAAACUCGAAAAUUAAGAAAUUAAUUUUCCUUGUACAGAGUACCCCGAAAAUACCGUUAAAACCGGAAAUGAAUGACUCAUGAGGUGAUCCUUUGCGAAAAUGCAAUCUACGGCGUUGUUUACGAGUUAUGAACGAGAAACACGAAACAAUCAGAGCCCGUUUUCGCAUCAGGACGCGCCAGUAGCACUUGCUGUGAUUGCUUCGUGUUUUUCGUUAAUAACUUGUUAAAGAAGUUGUAACCAACAUUUUCGCUAACUAAAAAGUUACUUUAAAUCAUCUCAGGUAUCACUACUUUCCGGUUGUAAGAGAAGUUCUGGAUCACCUUAUAUGUGUGAAUCAGACAAUGACGAAUAAACUGAUGAUGUGGAAAUCUAUUUCAACGUGUACGUUCGAAAUCAGAUUGAGAGGCGAACGAUAAGUAAUUUAAAUACCAAUUCGGCAUAAUGUCUAUAUUUUUUAUAGAGUUAAUAAAUUAAUGAUCUGGAUCAAUCGCCAAGAAUUUUCAGUCUCUUCUCGAAUGAUAUUGGAUGGAGUUUUGUACCGAAACAUUAGUAUAGUAUUAGUAUAAUGAAAACACUAGUAUAAUAGAUUAGACAUUCGUUUUGUUUUAUUUAUUGUGAUAGUGUGAAUAGAUAUGUGUACAGAAUCAUUUUAGACCCAUUUUUGUUUACGUGUAGACCUAUCCAAUCUUGUCGAAUGAAGUGGUUCCGUGAAAGCAUAGAUUUCUGGUCUGAAUGGUGUUUUGAAAAUUUUGGGGCAAACUGUUAUUGACCUGGAAAGAGAAAUUCAGUUUUAUCGCGUUCGAAUGACAGAAACGGGUAUAAUAUGGUUUUUUGUUUCGGUGUAUUUCUUAUUGAUGUUUCGUUGCACACAAGUUCGAGUGUGAAUUAGCAAAACAGGAAUAAACUGUUAAAGUUCGUAAAUA